CCCUGCGGCACGCUCUGCCUCCGCCUGCGUGUACGGCUCCUCCCUCAGUUGCUUCAACCUGCAGACACACACAGGUGAAAUUCCUCUGACGUGUUUAAAAUUUCGGACGGCCCCUGAAGGCAGCACCAGGCUGCACUGCAUACGCGCCGUGGCGGAGAGCGAAGAUGGCGGAGAAUAAUGUCGAAGCGGAGCACGAUUGGAACGACUGGGCCCUGGAUGCGGCCGAGGAUACUGUCAUCGCGAUGGAAACCCUGCUGGCCACGCUCAGAGCUUUCGAAGACGUUCUCAGACAGCAAGAAAUCUCCGUGGCAUCUUCCACGGAGUACUGCGACAACUUCUGUCAGGCGCUGAUGCACUAUGCUGGGAGCAGGAACUCCAUCGAGCAUGGUCUGCCUCUGCUGGAGGUCUACUGCCUGUCCAUCAACUGCUUCGCCGCGGCCAGAUCCCACCUGACCGCAGAGUCCGACAGAGUGGGGCUCGUUUUGAAGAGGCUCGCUCUGAGCUGCUUUGAACUAUUGCUGUCGGUGCCUGACAAUGAAAUCCCAUAUGAAGCCUGGCUUCAGUUCCACCACUCUGUCCAGAUUGCCCAUGACACACUGAUCCAGUAUGGAAGCACAGACCUCCAAGCACUUCUGCAGAUAACAGGAGAAGGCGGAGCAUGGAGCAACCCGAUCCUGAACGCUCUGCUCACCGGCCAGAACACCAGCCCAGAGGACGUUAAUGCGUACAUUAGCCUGGAGGGCGAGGGCUUCAUGGAGAUGCGGGUGAAGCACCUGGAGAAGAUGGGUGAGGUCGCCAAGGCCGGCGUGUUGGCCAAAGCCUGCACCGAAUGCAGCCUUAUUUCCAACCAGGGAAUGUUCCGGCAGAUUUACGUCUCCCAGCUGUGCCAGCUGCUGCCCAACGAAGAGGCCAUCAUGGAGAUUUCCCGGCUGGACUGUAAGGACGUGCUGGACAUCACAUCCAGUUUGGAGUCGGAGGGAGAGGAGAACACGGCCUUCAUUCUCUGCACAACUUUCCUAACGCAGCAGCUGCAGCAGCAGAGUCUUUACUGCUCCUGGGAUUUGAUAUCGUUGUGGAGUAAGCUUCAGAGAAGACUUGACCCCUCGCUGACCUCUCUGCGAGAACGAUGCCUUCAGCUUGGUGCCAUUGCCAAAACGGUCCAACAUCUGCUGUACCUGGUCCGUGUGAUCCAGGCAGAGGCAGAGGAAAUUGGAGUACUUUCCUCAGUGGGGCUUUGUGUCAAAGCCCUUCAACUUCCGAAGCAAGACGACUCAGAAACGAGAACAUCCAUAUGCAGGAUGGUGGCCUCCCUCCUUCCGAAUGACCUGGAAGUUUUGCGUGCCUGCCAGCUGACGGAGUUCCUCCUUGGCACCAGCCAGGAAGCCUUCAAUUGCCUGAAGGAGCUCUACAUGCGGCCAGACCAAAAGUACGACCAGGAGGGCGAGGUUAUCCCCAACUCGCUCCGCUGCGAGUUGCUGCUGGCGCUGAAAGCCGACUGGCCUUUUGAUCCCGAGUUCUGGGACUGGAAAACUCUUAAAAACCACUGCAUAUCGCUGCUAGGGAUUAGGCCGGAGUCAGAGGAGGAGGAAGAGGACGAGGAAGAGAAGGCCAAGCAGCAGGAGCCACAAGGACUUCAAAUAAAAGUAGAACAGGAACCCCACAACAGGAUAAAUGGGGGUCUUGAUGUGGAUAAAAAUCAGAUCAAUAACCACAUGGGCAUUAAGGGAGGGUGUGAGAUGAAAAGGUCAAAGCUGCGGUGUCAGAUUUGUAAGAGAUCCAUCACAGACAUACAGAUAAUUCAUCACUCCAAAAGACACUCAGACAAGAGCAAUCACCCCUGCCCGGUGUGCUUGGAGGACUUCCGGAGCAGAAAGGACCUGAUUCCCCACCUGAGGAGACACAUCCUGAGCCACGAGCCUCCAGCUCAGCACAGCAUAAAGACCGAAGACACACAGAAGCAACUGGAUGAGGACGAUGACGUCGAACCGGGCGAGAUCACCGUUGACCCCUCGUUGAUGCUGUACUACGAAUCCACGCAUGACCCGGACGUGUUGCAUCAUAUCGUCGAACAGGCCAAGAACAAGGAGAAGCAGGAAGAGAGUGACGAGCACAUCACCUUCGACUACAUCGACAAACACUUCAAGCUGCAGAACCGCGAGGUGUAUCCCUGCCCGGCAACCAAAUGCACUCGUAUCUUUAAACACUCCAAGUAUCUAUAUGUCCACCUAAAAUCGGAGCACAAGGGAGAUGAAAAUGUGAAAUAUUUCCACCAGAUGCGAGACAAAAGGGAAAAAUGCGUCUUCUGUAGACGCCACUUUGUCUCUGCUUACCAUCACCGCAAACACAGGAAGGUUCACUACGGCGACCGACCUUACAUGUGUGUGGUCCACGGCUGUGGCGCUCGUUUCGGGACGUCCAAUGAACUCGUGAUGCACAAGCACACUCACGGCUUUCAGCUGAACUACCAAUGCGAGCUCAAGGGCUGCUACGUCACAUACUCCGACCUGGGGCAGAUCUACCACCACGAAGCGCAGCACUUCAGAGACGCUGCCUUUACCUGCAGUGGUGGUGAAUGUAAAAAAUACUUCUUAUCCAAAAAGGACUUCCUAAAGCAUCUAUCCACACACAACAUAACGUUCACCGAAAACGACUUUGAGGCGCAGAGAAGGGCUAAGCGGAAAUUCUUCAAGGCUGUCCGUGAGGUGAUGGUCCGCCCUGUGAAGCCUGCGGAUGUGAUGGAUGUUAUGAACGGCGAUAUUCUGAACUCUCAGUCGAUAAGUUCUGGCUCCUCUUUGCAAGAACCCGAGUUCAGUGAGCCCAAGGCGAUGAUAACGCUGGUGGCUGUGUGCUUCGAUGGAAGCAAGUUCACGUGCGGCUUUGAGAAGUGUGGAAUGACCUUUACCAGAGCCAGAGACGUGCAGAGGCAUCUAAAGUGUGCUCACCCGGAACAUCUCAAGCUGGAAAACAGAGAUCAAAAAAAUGAUAAGGAGGAGAACCCACCGAUGCUCAAAGAGAUCAAGAUGGAAAUGGAGCAAGAGAUCGAUGAGCAUGGAGAACAAGAGCAUUCUCCAUUGUUGCCCGUUGAGUCAGGCAAAGAGAAGAAUGUGUCCUUUGAUACCACACCAAAUGAAACAACUUCCUUAAGCCUUAACACAAAAACUGACGCUCUGAACGAAAUCCUUAUCGGGCUGAGCAAUCUAACCCUUGACCCCUCGUCAUCUCACAGUUCGCAAAACUCAGACUUUAUAUUGUCUCAGUCUUCUCUUCACCAGGCGAUCAUAGCGAAGCCUCCUGUCGUGUUGCUCAAGAAGAGACGCCAUUUGCUGGAGCAGAGGGUAAAAUCCGAAGCAGAGCAAUCAUCGGUAACGGCGGAGGAGGAUGACUCGUUAGCUUCAGCCAAGCCAUAUCUUUGCGAAAUCAAACGGUGUGGCUUUCGGACAGCAAGGAGCUACAGCUUGCUGCGACACUAUAUCUCCAUACACAACCACUCGUCCGAUGAGGCCAAGCUGAUGACUUCCUCAUUCAAGCCUUAUAAAUGCCAACUUUGCACCAAGAGUCACAGAGAGAAGAGAGUCCUGAAGGCCCACUAUCUUCAAGCGCAUAACAUGUCUGAGGACUACUUUGAGAAACUCAGCUUUGAGCCUGUGCCGUUUGAAGGAAACAAAGGCUCUCCAACACCGAAGCACAGUGAGAAAGUUAUAAAAGAUGCUGAGGAGACGCUGCAGCUGAAGGCAAAGGAAGAGACCGGGACCAGUGAGAACGGAGAAAAUGGCAGCAAUCACUCCUCAAUGGAAGAAGGAGAAGAUGAAUCAGAGAAUAAAGAUGAGCAGAAAGAGGAAAAUGAGGAGGAUAAAACACAGCAGAUCCGAACAAGGCGUGUCGUGACCAAAAGCAACCUGUGUUACAUGCUGGAUAAACUCAGUAAACCGUUCCACUGUGUGGCCAAAAACUGCUAUGCCUCUUUUUCCACUCAGGGAGGCCUCGUCCGCCACCUGCAGUUGGUGCAUCACUACAACCGUUCCCAACUCCUUUUGGAGAAGGACGGGGAUGCGCACGGCAGUCCUGAAGCUAGAAGGGAACCUGCAAAGAAAAGACCUCUCACAAACUCAGAUGAACCUCAGCCCCAGUUCAAGUGUCACUUUGCCAAAUGCUCUGCCUCGUAUCACCUUAAAAGCAGUCUGGUGAGGCACACAAGAGAUGUUCACUCCCGGCCUCCAGAGCUCAUACGAUGCAAAUUCGAUGGUUGCUCAAAGGUCUUCAGCCACAACGAAGACCUUAAGAAACACACUCUUUACAGCCACUUUGAGUACUAUGACUCACUGGUGGUACGGCUGCAGAGCACGCACAAAGAGUCGGUUUCCGGCUGCCAAAAAAAGGUGAUAGUUGCUCAAAGGAGUUCUCGUAAGGAUGAAACUUCUGAACCCACCACUGAGAAUUCAGAGUCCGAAGGGACGACUGAGUCGGACAAAAAGGACGACAGCAUUGCUGAUGGGAAAAAGGCGUCGAGUAAAAACGAGAAGCCAAGGAGAAACGCCUUUAGUGACUUUGUGUUGAGAUCUCACGAGGAAGCACUACAGAUGUGUCAGGACCGCUGUCUGCGCGUGGCGUACCCUUGCAUGGUCCAAGACUGCGACUCGGUUGUCACCUACCUGCACAGCUUGCACCGCCACUACAGGGGGGUGCACCGCAUGGAACAGGAAGAUCUCUACAAACAUGAAGACAAGCUUGUUUUCAACGCAGAGCAGCUGGAGGUUUUGAUCCAAAGGAAGUCCGCCAGGCCCCCCAUCAUGGGAGAAUUGUCACCUGCAGCGGUUCAGACAACGGAGGACAAAACUGAAGCGGAAAACGCAGAGGAGCAGCCUCCGCCUCAGAGUCCUCCUGCAGUCGAAACCAAAACGCAGGGAGAGGAAAGUCCUGAGCCUCUGGAAAUAUUACAGAAAAAACACGAGGAGGUUCCACCUGAGGUUGCAAAUGAGGCACCUAAAGAGGAAGAGAUCAAGGAACAACCUCUUGAGGAGGUGCUUGAAGUUACAAGAUCAGACAGCGCUACAAAACAGGAUGAAAGAUCGAUUCUAGACAAAUUCAAACCACUGCUUCGUCCCGUCACUGUGGCUCUCUCGCCUCCGUGCUCGCUUCAUGUUGCUUCUGAGACAGAUGAUAAAGUAACAAACACUACGCCACCACAAACACCGCCGGCGUCUCCAUCAUCAUCACCGCCGCCCACUGCCCCCAUCCGCCAGCCGCUGAAACGGAAAAACGAACUCUCUGACCAGCCUCUCGACAUCCAAGAAACCAAGUCUAAAAGCCCCUCUCCAACCUCUUUUGACAUCGGCACCUACAAGCCAAUGGGCUUCGAGGAAUCCUUCUUGAAGUUCAUUCAAGACUCGACUCCGGCAGAGGAAGACGAACCGGCGAAACGCAGAGAGACUUUGAAACGGGGCUGCUCCUUGAAAGAGAACAACCAGUUGGGGAUUUCUCACACCCGCAGCCGGCGCGCCCACUCCCCACUGGUGAAGCCCCACGCCAUGACUGGAGACUUCACCUCAGUACAAAACUUGAAGUCCAUCCUGGACAAAGCCCUGGCCGGGUGUGGGGACCUGGCCAUCAAGCAGCUACAGUACCUCAGACCGGUGGUGGUCCUGGGAAGGCCUGUAUCCAGCACCACUACGCCUGACCUCUUCCCAUCAAAGACUAACAGCAAAUUGCUUCUUGGAAGUUAGUUUCACUGAGCACCUUUUUUGUUAGUGGCAAUGAAAAAGAACUUUUUUCUCCACACAAAAAAUGUCAGUAUUUUUAUUUUAUCCAAAACAUUUUUUUCUAAGUUAACUGACCUUUUGUAGAAAUUAGAAUAGUAAUAAAAAAAAACGAGCCCCAGACGUGCAGAUCAGAAAAAUCUGACAGUAUUUUAGAUUUAUCAGUCAGAUAACAUCCAGUGUGUGAAUUCAGUCACUAAUGUAUAUUUACUCCAGCCCUCCCGGAUACAUGUAUAGCUUUUCAGAUUGUUAGAGAUGAUCAGUAGCAAAAUGCCAAGCCUUUUCAUUCUGGUGAAAAUGUGACUGAAAUGUUUCCCUACUACUUCAGUCCAGAGAAGUAUGUUUGGUUAUUUUUCACCUCCAUUUAUAUAAAACCAGUAUUGACAGCAGUUCUUGGACAACAUGUAUGUAAUAAUUUCUAAUAAAAAAAAUACAUGUGGAAAUAAAUUUAGGGCAUUUUGUAAUCAAUGAAAUUUUAAGUUUGAAGGUUGUUGGAUUCAUUAAGUGCCAAUAAUAAUUGCAUUUCGUUCUGUUUCUGAUUUGAAAAGAAGAAAAAAAACUUUGUACAUUGAUAUCUGUAAAAUAUAGUGUCAUGUUUUCAGUUGCAUAAUAGUAUUUACAUAGUCAGAAGGCUAGUAAAAGUAAGUAAUGUAUUAAAGUCACAGAAAAUCC
Molecule: messenger RNA, 6425 nt
Organism: Poecilia latipinna (sailfin molly)
Lineage: Eukaryota; Metazoa; Chordata; Actinopteri; Cyprinodontiformes; Poeciliidae
Gene: rlf
Product: RLF zinc finger
Exons: 9
Coding region: 165-5720 (1851 amino acids)
Biological process (GO): regulation of transcription by RNA polymerase II
Cellular component (GO): nucleus
Molecular function (GO): DNA binding; DNA-binding transcription factor activity, RNA polymerase II-specific
Source: RefSeq, a predicted model, not a curated record